ACAGAACAGUCAAAGCGCACAAGGUGAAAUGCAAAAAGUGUUGAUGUAAACAAGUGUGUGUCGGCAGCUGGCUUGAAGCGGUUGGUUGGUUGGUUGGUUGAUUGGGUUGUUGACUGAGACUGUAUGACUGAAUAGUCGAGAGUCCAAGUCAUGUUUUGGCACCUAUUUUUACUCGCUUCGGCGAUUAAAAUGAUGUUCAUUCCGGCCUAUCGUUCGACAGACUUCGAAGUGCACCGAAACUGGUUGGCAAUCACUCACAGUAGGCCACUGUCCAAGUGGUACCACGAUGCCACCAGCGAGUGGACGCUGGACUAUCCACCGUUUUUCGCCUACUUCGAGUGGGCUCUGUCGCAGGUUGCUGUGCACUUUGAUUCGUCCAUGCUCAUCGUUACCAACCUGAACUAUUCGUCCAUGGCUACUGUGAUGUUCCAGCGCUUCUCGGUGAUUGUGGCCGACAUUGUGUUUGCUUUCGGUGUGAAAAGAUGUAUGAAUAUUCUGGCAAAAUCAAGCGGUCAGCAUGUCAUCGGUUCCGCACUGCUACUGGCCAACAUUGGGCUGCUGAUGGUCGAUCACAUUCAUUUUCAGUACAAUGGAUUUCUGUUCGGUUUUCUACUGCUGAGCAUUAGCUUUGUUCUGACGAAAAACUAUCUCGCUGCGGCACUGUUCUUUGCCAUUCUACUGAACCUGAAACAUAUUUUCAUUUACGUGGCUCCGGUGUACGCCAUAUUUCUCCUACGGUUUUAUUGCUUCCGCAAUGGCGCCGCACUAAUGAAAGUAAUCAAACUGAUUGCCAUUGCCGGAGGUGUUUGUUUACUUUCAUUCGGUCCAUUCUACGAUCACAUACCGCAGGUACUCUCAAGGCUAUUCCCGUUCAAACGAGGACUGACUCACGCCUAUUGGGCACCAAACUUUUGGGCGCUGUACAAUUUUAUCGACAAGCUACUAUCGAUUGCACUGGGUAAAAAGUCUGCCACGGCAUCCAGCACGGGAGGUCUAGUGCAAACAUUCGAGCACGAAAUCCUUCCCUCGAUUCCACCGUGGGUGACAUUUAUUUUGUCGGCUCUCGCGAUGCUUCCCACUCUUCACAAACUUUGGACGCUGAAGGAAUCGCCCCAUCUAGGGCUGAAUUUCAUCCGAGCCAUCACACUUUGCGGCUGUUCGUCCUUCAUGUUCGGAUGGCAUGUGCACGAAAAAGCCAUCCUCAUGGUCAUCAUCCCGCUCACUAUUCUAUCGAUCACAAAUCGAAACGAUGCCCGAUGGACGCUGUUUCUCGGAAUCGUGGGUCACUAUUCCCUGUUUCCGCUUCUUUUCAAACCGGAACUGGUCCUAAUCAAACACAGUAUGCUUGUAAUCUACACCGGAAUCAGCGUAUUGCUUUUCCGAAAAAUUCACGGUGGACAAUUUUUAACCAUGCCGGAACGGCUCUAUCUGUACGGGUUCGUAUUUCUUUCACUGUUCGAAAACAUCAUCCACCCGGGACUGGACCUAAAACGAAACUUUCCCUUCAUCCCACUGAUGGCAACGAGUGUCUACUGUGCGCUGGGAGUGUCCUACUUUUGGCUGGUCUACCAAAAACAUUUCUUCGCUCAAACUCCCUUCCUCGCGUCGAAAGCGGGAUUUUCGAAGAGUAAAAAGUCAUAAACAAAAUAAAAAAAAAACAUACCACAAAUGUCUAGCCAGUUUGCAUCAUUCCCAAAUAUAUUUGUUUUAGUUUGUGCCACUAA
Molecule: messenger RNA, 1724 nt
Organism: Malaya genurostris
Lineage: Eukaryota; Metazoa; Arthropoda; Insecta; Diptera; Culicidae
Gene: xit
Product: probable dolichyl pyrophosphate Glc1Man9GlcNAc2 alpha-1,3-glucosyltransferase
Exons: 4
Coding region: 151-1641 (496 amino acids)
Biological process (GO): protein N-linked glycosylation
Cellular component (GO): endoplasmic reticulum membrane
Molecular function (GO): dolichyl pyrophosphate Glc1Man9GlcNAc2 alpha-1,3-glucosyltransferase activity
Source: RefSeq, a predicted model, not a curated record